Molecule: messenger RNA, 1433 nt
Organism: Dendroctonus ponderosae (mountain pine beetle)
Lineage: Eukaryota; Metazoa; Arthropoda; Insecta; Coleoptera; Curculionidae
Exons: 4
Coding region: 852-1346 (164 amino acids)
Biological process (GO): G protein-coupled receptor signaling pathway
Cellular component (GO): membrane
Molecular function (GO): G protein-coupled receptor activity
Source: RefSeq, a predicted model, not a curated record
UUUCGCGUUCUCAAUUUGUUUUCUCGCUGUGCCACUUUGAGAAUAAUGAACAAUUGUUAUUGCAGGUUCAGCUGUGGCAAUGAUAGGAGCAAAUCUGCGUUUUGGAAGCAGCAUCGCCAAUGUAACUUCGAAUGCGACCAAAGUGUUUCAGUGCCAUCCUGGGGGAACCGCCGAAGCGGCUUUGAUUUUCGCUCUGGGCACGUUGGGAAUGGCAGCAAAUAUGGCCCUAAUGGGUGUCAUUUUAUCCAACAAACAUCUCAGAAGGUGGUCGCACGGUCUUCUGUUCCACCAAGGAGCUGUAGACUGCGCUAGAGCAGCCCUUCUUCUGCCGCUCGGCACAUCAAUUCUACACUGCCAACCGGUCCACAAAUGCUCACUGGUAGAAACAGCGUUCCUUCUACUGGUUACUGUAGCUACUGUAAAUAUGCUCACCACCGUAUUGAAUGAUUCGCCCGUUUUCCCGGAUGAUGAAGAUGCAGACAGCAUGGAAGCGCCUCUGCUCAUGGACUCACCGCAAUGCGUUCUAUUCGGGACUUCGAUGAUUUGGUUCGCAUCCAUCACAAUCAAUUUGGGACCGACGUUUCUUUCUGGUAAUCAGCGUUGUUUUUUUUCACGUAAAUGUUGCACUUAACAGUCGGAUUUCUAUUGCAGGAGCAUUAGCAGCUCAAGGUGAAGCUGGUCACAAACACCCAUCGUGUCCCUUGAUCUACGGCCCGUUAAGACACUAUAUCUUAAACGCGCUUUGGAUAUUUGUGAAUUUAGUGUGUGUAUUCCUUACUCUGGUCCAUUUGAGAAAACUGCACAGGGACUUAACGAAAGCCAAUGUAGAGGCAGUUAGAGUAGCCGGUCUGAUGACGACCUUAGUUAAUGUCACCGGUGGGUCCAAUCAGAUGAAUUCUAUUAAUCAUAGGACUAGUAACGGAGGCGUAGAAGAGCAAACAAGAAUGCGGGACUAUCUGCGAAAGAUGGAACGAGAUGGUGUACAAAGAGUGAAAAUGUUCUUAGUGAUAACUGCGGCUUACGUCCUAUUCUGGGGCCCCCUGUUUCUGGUUACCCUCAUUAACCAUCCGAUAGUUGGAGGCAACCCUUUAGGGCACGAGAUUACCCUUCACAUAUCUUACAUUCAUGCAAUAGUGAACCCCACGCUAUUUCUCGUGUUGCAUCGGGGGCUGCGCAGGGCCGCCCUGGACGCCUGUUGCGGGUGGGUGGUAGAAUGGUUGGGGCCGCCGCCCAUACCAACGCCGCCCGAUCCGCCCCGAAGGUUUAUUAUUCCCGAAAUAGCCUGUUUAAAGCCGCCCAUGCCCGCCCAUCCCGACAGUGCAAUGGUAAUUAAAUAUUAUAUGUAAGUGGUGUAACAUACGCGAUGCAUGUGUAAUUUUGCUUUUGGUUUCUUAUUAUUAUUAUAAGUUGUUAAUAAUGUCGAAAGAUUAUCG